This is a messenger RNA of Xiphophorus maculatus (southern platyfish), 2586 nucleotides long. Its product is annotated as glucose-6-phosphate exchanger SLC37A4-like. Lineage: Eukaryota; Metazoa; Chordata; Actinopteri; Cyprinodontiformes; Poeciliidae. Gene Ontology annotation, cellular component: endoplasmic reticulum membrane. The transcript has 9 exons. Bases 264 to 1616 code for a protein of 450 amino acids. Gene Ontology annotation, molecular function: glucose 6-phosphate:phosphate antiporter activity. Gene Ontology annotation, biological process: glucose-6-phosphate transport; phosphate ion transmembrane transport. The record is from RefSeq and is a predicted model, not a curated record.
UUGGUAUGUUCUCAUUUCCAGGCUGGUGUGAGGUUUCCCUCCGCUGUCCUUCCUUCUAGCACACAAGCAACGCUCUCAGACCUACAGAGCUUCAAGGCAGCAAGGAGUUCUGCUUAUGGAAAACCCUCCACCUCGACUGCCUGGCGGAUGCUACAGCUUGCUACUUUGUCUUUUGCUGGCUAUGAUUUAAAGGCCAGAGGACCCAAAUACAGGGCUAGAAAAAGGCUUUUAAUACGUUACAUUUUGAUCAGUUGACUGUAAUCAUGGCGGCCACAGGCUACGGUUACUACCGUGUGGUCAUCUUCCUGUGCAUGUUCACUGGCUACUCACUGUAUUUCUUUAACAGGAAGACAUUCUCUUUUGUUAUGCCGUCUGUGAUGGAGGAGAUAGAACUGGACAAAGAUGACUUGGGUAUGAUCACCAGCAGUCAAACCAUGGCCUACGCCAUCAGUAAGUUCAUCAGCGGCGUGCUGUCGGAUCAGAUUAGCGCCCGCUGGCUUUUCUCCAUCGGCCUCUUCUUGGUCGGAGGCAUCAACGUGGCCUUCUCUUGGUCUUCAACUGUGUCCAUGUUCUCCCUGCUCUGGUUCAUCAACGGCCUGGGACAGGGCUGUGGGUGGCCCCCAUGUGGGAAGGUGCUUCGGAAGUGGUAUGAGCCGUCCCAGUUUGGAACAUGGUGGUCUGUACUGUCCUGCAGCAUGAACCUGGCUGGAAGUCUCGGCCCGCUCAUGGUCACGGUGCUCCUGCAGUAUUACGACUGGAGGACGAUUCUGGCCAUGUCUGGUGUGUUCUGUGCUGCUUUCUCAUUGGUUUGUCUGGUAUUCAUAAAGAAUGAGCCGAAGGACGUGGGCCUUCCCAGCAUCGAAGCUGCAGCUAAAAAGGGUGUGAAAGGAGGCAACAGUGAGAGCACUCUGAGCGAAUUUCUCCUCUCUCCCUUCCUGUGGGUCCUCUCUCUGGGCUACUUGGUUGUUUUUGGGGUGAAGACGGCAGCCACUGACUGGGGGCAGCUAUUCCUCAUGCAGGAGAAAGGCCAAACUGCUCUCAUGGGCAGCACCUACAUGAGUGCACUGGAGGUCGGGGGGUUUGUCGGCAGCCUUUCAGCAGGUUUCAUCUCGGAUAGAGCCGUAGCCCGUAAAGGCUUGAGCAUUCAUGGCAACCCUCGUCAUGGCCUGCUCAUUCUCAUGAUGGCUGGCAUGUAUGUGUCCAUGUAUCUGUUCAGAGUGACCAUCACACCUGAAGUACCAAAGGAAGCUCCUUUGUGGGUCCAGGUCAUCCAUCCGGUGUCUGUUCUACUUGGAGUCUCAGAGAAAGAGAUUUGGAUUCUCUUCCUUGGUGCCAUGUUUGGGUUUUCUUCUUAUGGACCAAUCGCCUUGUACGGAGUGAUAGCAAGCGAAAGUGCUCCUUCCAAUUUCUGUGGAACGUCUCACGCCGUCGUCGCACUGAUGGCAAACGUGGGGGCUUUCAUGGCAGGGCUUCCCUUCAGCACUGUUGCCAAGCAGCACAGCUGGGACACGGCCUUCUGGGUAGCCGAAGUCAUAAUGGGCAUCACCACCAUUGCGUUCUUCCUUGUGCGCAACAUGCGCACCAAAAUGGGACGAAUCGCAGAGAAAAUGGACUAGUGCAUAUUUUUGGGGGGGUGAACUAUUCACACAGUACAGCACAGUGAUUUAAUAGGAGCUUUAUUAUACAAACUAAUGUCAAACACAAAUUAAUCUGAAGAUCUUUCCAUUCUAAAUUUGUAGGUACUCAGGGGGGCUGUAAUUUUAUCACUUUAUAUUUGUAAUGAAAUUGUCACUUACACAGAUUUAAUCUUCACCAGCACCAGCAUGCAGUCGAUUAGUUUUAUUCACAAGCUUCUGGACAGAUCUCUGGAUGUAUGAUGCACUCUAAAGGAAGCCACUCUAGCAUGAAUGUCUUUACUGAUGUGUUGUUUUCUUUCUCAAGAUGAAUCAUUUGCGCUGUUCACUGCAUUAAUUACCUAAAGAAUGUAGCUAUACACCAUCAAAAUUUCAGUCGAAUGUUUAGAUCCAUUGUGGAGAUGAAUGUCAGAUUAAUCUGGGGCUUUCACUGAUUUAUUUGGUGAAAUGAAUGAAUAAUGUUGAACUGCAAUGAGAUUUACAAACACCAGGAAGACCAGGGCGCCUGAUCUGAAACCGACCCGUUCUAACUUGACUGAAAUAUGCAGCUUCUCAAACCUAAGGACACUGCACCACCUGUGAAGCACGGUGGUGCUAGUGUCAUUCUGUGUGUCUGUUUUACUGCCAGCAGUACUCAUGCAAUGCAAUAAGUGGAUUAGUGCUGAAACAAUUAAUCGAUUCAAUGCAUUGAAGUAAUUGUUAACUAAGUAAUUGGUCAAAUAACUAAAUGAUUAAAGCAGUAAUUAAACCAAAACUGUACUAUUUAUAUUUAUAUAUACAUGUCUAUAAAAUAUGCUAGCCAAAACUCUUCAGCUUUUAGAUUUAGCUUCACCAGGUUUAGAUUUAAUAAAGGAAUUCUGUUAUUCUUUUUAGCUAAUAAGAUGUUUAUUUUCUUAUUUAAAAAAGGAACUGAAUUAUUUGUUUAUUUAGCUCUUUUAAUGUGUUUCUAGUA